ACCACUUUGUUGGUAGCCGUUCACUUCAUUGCCACGAUCAGAUUCCCCAUCUGUAUCUGAAACAUCUUUCUCUUUAUGUCCCACUCAAUUUCAGACUUUACCUGCCUGCUACUCUAUUUAGGUUUUCCUCCUUACACAUUUUAUCUCAUUCUCCAUUUCCGCAGUGUGAACUCCUACUGCUUUUUUCUCUUACCCUGAUCUAUUCUGUCUUCUCUUUACGCUCUUGCAUUGGGCAAGAAUUGCUGCUCUGCAUUUUGUCCCUCGGAAAACGAGAUUGCAAUGGAUCUGGGCUUUCUCGAAGAACUUGUGCGAAAUGUCAUUCAUGUGGACCACUUAAUCUACAUCUUUGAUCAGCAUCUUCAAGCCAUCGCCGCUAAAAAUGAGAGAAAAUUUUUGCAGGCCCAACAGAAUAGGUUUACGCAGCUAGUAGAUCACCAUGUCUCUGCUGAAAGAAAGAGGCUCGAUGAAGUAGUUGACUUCAUUUUUGACGGAUGUGCUCAAUAUCUAGCACAAAUGGAAUCUCACAGGCUUUAUAGGGUUUUUCAAGAUUCUGUGGAUGUUGGGGAUCUACAAAAGCUUGAGUCAGAAAUACGAAAUACAGAUCUCAGUCUUGGGGCUGUGAUUGGUGUUUUGAAUAAGACUCCUCGCUUAUUUCCUCCAACAGAGGGACAUGAUCCUAAAUCAGUUGGGAGAGAAGUCGCAAAAUAUAGAAUAAUUAAGAAAAUGGAUCCAACCGAUGAUUUAAAGAGAGCUGUUUUAAUUUACGGUAUUGGAGGCAUUGGGAAAACAAAUCUAGCAUCUGAGGUCUUUAAGACUCUCGACCUUAAGGCCUACAAAUACUGCAGGCUCGAUAUGGAUGAGAACUGUUCCAACGAUGUUAUCAAGCACCUUCAGCAGCAGAUCUUGAGAGAUUUGUUUGGCCAAGGGAACGUCGUGUCGAACAGUUAUGAGCAUGGUCAGAACCAAUUAAGAGAGGCUUUUAGAAUAAACAGCAUUGAUCGCAUAGUCAUGUUUAUUAACAGUGGCUUCGCAGUGCUAACUGAUCUGUCCUGCCUUCCUAGUGGGAUGAGGAUUCUUUUAACCACCAGAAAGCUUGAUCAGACUGAUUUGUCUUGCUUUUCCAGUGGGAUGAGGAUUCUUGUAACCACCAGAAAGCUUGAUCAGAUUGAUUUGUCUUGUUUUUCUAGUGGGACGAGGAUUCUUGUGACCACCAGAAAGCUUUAUCAGAAUGGAAUGAGGAUUCUUCUAACCAUUAGAAAGCUUGAUCAGACAGACAAGUUUUCACGAACAGAUUUUGAAGGCGUUCCAUACGAGGUAGGCAGUGUCAAGGCAUUUUAAUUUCCAGACAUUAUUUCCAGACAUAGAGAGCAUAGUUAUGGAGGAUAUUGUAAAUAUGUGUGAUGGGAUUCCUUUACUUGUAGAAUUAGUUUGGUACAAAUUUAGACAGUAUCUUUUGAGGGCCUCAGAUGUUAAGCCUCUUAAGGAAUUCCUCAAGGAAUCUGUAGCAGCUGGUGUAGCCAUUGAA
Cryptomeria japonica (Japanese cedar) is the source of this 1525-nucleotide messenger RNA. RefSeq lists its product as uncharacterized. The transcript has 4 exons. Gene Ontology annotation, molecular function: ADP binding. NCBI's taxonomy places the organism in Eukaryota, Viridiplantae, Streptophyta, Pinopsida, Cupressales, Cupressaceae. The coding region runs from base 280 to 1338 and encodes 352 amino acids. Gene Ontology annotation, biological process: defense response. The record is from RefSeq and is a predicted model, not a curated record.